This is a messenger RNA of Hydra vulgaris (swiftwater hydra), 4240 nucleotides long. RefSeq names its product mediator of RNA polymerase II transcription subunit 14. Gene Ontology annotation, molecular function: transcription coregulator activity. Gene Ontology annotation, cellular component: core mediator complex; mediator complex. Gene Ontology annotation, biological process: regulation of transcription by RNA polymerase II. The record is from RefSeq and is a predicted model, not a curated record. Lineage: Eukaryota; Metazoa; Cnidaria; Hydrozoa; Anthoathecata; Hydridae.
UGAAACUUGGAGAUUGUGACUACUUAAAACGGAAUCUCUCGAACGUCGGAAAUUAUUUUAAAUAUUAAAAACAAAUGGCGAGUAUACAACAUCAUCACACUUCGGCUUCUCGCAGAGGAAUAAAUUUAUCGAUGCUGAUUGAUUUUCUAUUACAAAAAACCUAUCAUGAUCUCACUGUAUUAUCUGAACUGUUACCAAGAAAGUCAGAUAUUGAAAGAAAAGUUGAAAUUAUAAAGUUUGUUACCAAAGCAAGACAACAAUUUAUUCGGUUAUUAGCACUUGUUAAAUGGGCAUCAGGUGCAGAAAAAGUUGACAAAUGUCAGGCUAUCUCAACACUACUUGAUCAGCAAAAUGCAUAUUUCAUUGAUACUGCAGAUGCAUUGGCAAAAAUGGCUAGAGAAACACUUGUUCAAGCACGGCUUCCAAAUUUCUCCAUUCCAACAGCUGUUGAUGUUCUUACCACUGGUAGUUUCAACCGACUCCCCAAAUGUAUUAAGACUAAGAUUGUACCCGUUGAUCCGAUUAGCACUGAAGAAAAAACAAAAACACUGAAACGACUUGACGAAGUUAUACAGUACAGAUUAUGUGUUUCUGAAAUACCAAAAAAAUUUAGUAAUAUUAAAAUAUGUGAUGGGAAAGUAACAUUAACAGUGCAAAACGAGUUUGAGGUGAUGUUAAUGUUGAUGGGUGAUGGAGAUGAUAUACCUUGGAGAUUACUUAAAAUAAAAAUACUUUUGCAAGAUCAUGAGCUUGGUGAUGGUCAAGAACUUGUGCAUGAAUUACAGAUUAACUAUAUACAUCAAGUUGUUCAGUCGCGCCUUAUGAUAGAAGACAAUCCGCUUGUGGAUCUUUAUAAUACUCUACAUCAUUUCUGUUUAUCACUUCAGUUGGAGGUUUUUCAUACACAGUGUAAAAGAUUGAUAUCAGAGCGUUGGGGAGAUUGUGUACAUAUUCAUGAAUAUGUGCCGGGGAAAAUUCUUGUAAUUUCUUAUUGCAGAUUAAAUCUCACUCAAAUACAGCAAAGUGAAACAAGAGUAUAUCCUCAAAUAAUCAUCCAAGUACCAAAUGGGAAUCAAAAUUUGUUAGUCUUGAGUCAUAAUCCGCCUUUGUACAAUGAAAAAGAUCACAUUGAAGGAAAACUACUCUCCAUUGGUUGUUUUUCUAUUGAAAACAUCUAUUUUGCUUCAUUAAAGAAAUUUUCUUAUCAAAGAUUACUUAAACUAAGGGACGAGUUAGUUAAAGAUGCUUACUUUAUAACUAAUUCUUAUAUAAAUGAAGAAGUUCCGUUUUUGCGAUUGCAACCAUACCCUAAUUGUUCUACUUCUGAACAACUAACUAUAAAUGUUGACUUUCGGACUGGGAUGUUUAAUAUUAGUGAAAAAGUUACAAAUUCACAUAUAAAACAACUUCAAAAUACACUUUGGACAAAUUUUAGUUUGUUUGCACAAGACUUCCACAAAGUUAGAUGUUCUCUAUACUUAGAGAGGUGCCGUGGAUCUGUUUUGUCUUUACCAGUUCUCCCGUUUUACCAGUUACCAUUAUCAACUCCUUCAGUUGGUAUUUUAUCAAAACUACCACCAUAUCGUUUAUUCUUCAAAUUUAAAAAUUAUCCUGACUUUGUGUUAUUAAUUUAUUUACAAAUUGAUCUGGAUUCAAAAGAAAAAGAAAUAAUAGAAAAAUUUUAUCUGCUUAAACUUCUUCCAUCAAUAUUUAAACCAGAGCAAGACGAUAAAAGUUCACUUGCGUACUCUGUAGACUACUGCUGUCAACUAAAUGAAAAACUACUGCAAAAUAUCAAUGAAUUAAAUAAUUUUUCAAGAUCAUUUACUUCACAAGAGGAUUAUAUAUCUAGUGCAAAAAGGAGAAAAUGCUGCGUUGAAUCAAGUAAACAACUCGCAUUUAACAGUACAUUACACUUAGUGCUAUUACAGACAAUUCUUCGCAUUCCUUUUAUAGAAAUAUCCAAGCAGCUAGCUGUUCACAAAGUUGUAUUUGAUGGAGUACAUGUAAAAGAUGAUUCUCAUUACAACUUAAAUUUAUUAGAUUUUCCUCUGCCUGAAUCCUGUAAUAAAACUGAUUCUAAAAACUUCAAAGAACUUAUUUUGUCAUGUAUUCUUUAUGUUGACUACAAUACUAUGCGAUGGGUUGUAGUUUAUCAAUUCCAGAAACUUAACAUAGAGUGCUUGAAUGUUGAAUUUGUUGAGUUUACUUAUGAUAUGAAAGCAGACAAUAUUGUGGUACAGAUUCUUGAAGAUUAUAGAGGCAUGGUAAAGGUUUUUCAACAUGCACAAGAUAUCCAUGAUGUUUUAAACUCACUACAUGUUACUUGUGGUAUUGAUGAUUUUUCAGUACACAGCUACAAUAUGAAGUCAUUAGUUUUAACAUAUUCCCCUGCGAGGUGUUUUAAUAUAGAGUUAUCAUUUUGUAAUGGCAAAUAUAAAUUAUCUUUUAUGGAAAAUGGAAAAUCCCGUGAAAAAUGUCCACACUACUUGAUGCAAGAUCAUCUUAUGCAAGAGUUUAACAAGCAUGAAAACUUCCAAUAUAUAUUAAAAAUUGUUUAUGGAACAUUGGUUCCGUUGAGUUCCAUCUCUAGCAUUCCAAUAUUACCAGCAUGUGGCAGAUCUAGUAGGGUGCUUUCAAUGGUUAAUAAUUUUACUUUUAUAACACAUUCGUCCACACAUAUGAAACUCAUAUAUCGAAAUCAAUAUAUUUUAGACAUCUAUUUUCUUCAAGAUUCUGUAUUGAUACGAGAUGGUACAUUGUAUAUGACUGAUUCCACAAAAGGAAUGCGAGGUUUUUCUCCAAUAUCACAGUUAACUAGUUUUCUUAAUUUGUUUGUGGACCAAGGGCGUUUAAAUAAUGAUAUCACCCGUGGGAAUACUGACUUUCCUUUUACACCAGGAGGUUCAACAGCUGACUUUGAUCAGCAGAAUGAGUCCUUAGGCCCUCCGUCACAUGAUUCAACUGGAUCUUACAAAGAUCGUUCUAUGAAGUCGCCAGCAAUAUCUUCACCUUAUAGUCAACACUCGAUGCAGAGUCCAGGAAACCCUUACUCAGCUCCUUCCCCAGGCACAUUUAUCCAACCAUCACCUGCUUAUAUACCUGUGAUGUCACCAAAUGCAUGGCCUGGUUCACCUCCUCUUGUUCAAGGUUCCCCGCGACCCGGAAAAUCAGGUCUUACAAGACAAAUGCUCACAGGUAUUAAUAUCUCAAAUGCUCCUGUUCCUGUUGUUCUGAGUCAUGCUGGAUUCAAAAAAUUACUAUUACCUGUUGCAACAUCCAAACAAACAGUAAAGUUGUGUCCAUUAGAAAGAUUUUUUGGUUCUAUUUUGCUACGUUAUGAACUUAUUCGUGUAAUGAGAGUUGAUGAUACACUUAAAUUAGAAAAGUUUGAUAAUGGUGUUGUUAUAUUUGCGGGAAGUGGAAAAAAUGGUCCAGAUACAGGAUUGCAGUACAGUGUUCGUUUAAAUCCACAUACAAUGGAUUCAUUGGUUUUAAAGGUCACACCUAACAAAGGUCAUGAAAACCUAUGGUCAGCAGAUGAAUUAAAAACAUUGGAACAGUUUUUUGAAUCUAAAGUAGUAUGCUCACCUUAUAAAGUCCCAGCAUUAACUUCUUUUGCAAGGAUACUAGGAACACAAUCAAAAAUUAUGAAAGAUUUUGUUAAGAUUAUGAAACUGGAAAUGCAAACCAACUGGAAUGAUUUUUUGUUCAAAGUUGAGUUAUGUUUAACAGUUCCUCCUGGGAAAAUCUCAUUUAUUGCUGUUCCAGGAACUCCUGCAGUUGUUUUAAAGAAUAAAAAUUUAAUAUUUCUACAACUAACUGAGGUAAAAAAUGAAAACAAUACGUUUACAGUUCCAAUUGUUCACGAUGUUAAAGCAAAUACCGUUCAAUAUGUUGAACUUCCUAAACCAGAAAACGGUCCUCAAGAACCUGUUACGUGGGCUGUGCGUGCAGUAGCAAGCCUACAAUCUCUUUUGCAAAAAAUUUCUGGUGAAAUUUCCAAAAAAGACUUUCCGAUAUUCUGUACAAUAAUUACAAUUCUAAAGUAUAUGCAAGUUAAGUGAUCAUCAUCUAAAUAAUAAAACGUUUUCUCCUGUCAAUUAAACGAUUAGAAUGUUGGCAGGUAGUAGCAAUAUGAUGUUGACAUAAAAUAAUUGCAAACCUGGUACAAACUGUGAAUUUUCAAAUGUAGUUACUAUUUAUAUUAAAAACAAAUUUUAGAUGAAAUAUUUUUUAA